This is a messenger RNA of Tripterygium wilfordii, 1218 nucleotides long. RefSeq lists its product as uncharacterized. Lineage: Eukaryota; Viridiplantae; Streptophyta; Magnoliopsida; Celastrales; Celastraceae. The record is from RefSeq and is a predicted model, not a curated record. Bases 1 to 1218 code for a protein of 405 amino acids. The transcript has a single exon.
AUGUCUCAAGUUCUAGAAGGAUCUAGGAGGGAAGAAUUAACUCCUGACGAUGUUCAAGUCCGGAGGGAUAAGCAUGAAGAAGACGUAGGGAGGCAAGUUCCGUACGAAAUGGAAUUGGAGGAAGCUCUCAUUCUGACAGAAAAAGACCUCCAACGGAGACAAGAACAUGUUAAAUCCUUGAGGGAGAAGCUUCAAUCCAUAAGAAGUAAGGGUAAGCGCUUGGUUAGUGUAAUCCAAAGUGUUGUCCAGGAACAUGAGGACUUUAAUCCUAAACGUGUUCGAGAGCGAGAAAGCGAGAGUACUGGAAGGUCUCGUAAGAGGAGAGGUCUAACCCCAGAAAGAAGAAGACGCAAUCCAUCCCUACGGAAGGCAAGAUAUAGAUCCCCAAUGUCACCAAGAAGGACAAGGCACCGAAGUCAUGUCCAAAGGCAUAAAAUAGAUUUGAAGAAAGAUGCUGGAGAAGCCCAAUGGAGUGCUCAUAAUGAGGUUGAGAGAACUCUUAAGAAGAUGACCUCCACCCCAUUUGUACGGGCUCUGUGUCUAGAAGAUCCUCCGAGCAAAUUCUCCCCUCCAACAUUUGUCAUAUACGAUGGAAAGACGGAUCUUGUGGCACACAUAUCUGCGUACUCGCACAAGAUGGCAUUGUGGACAAAUCGAGACGGACUUAUGUGUAAAAUGUUCCCAUCAAGCUUGGGGACCACAACAAUAAAGUGGUUCCAUCAGCUUCUAGAAAACUUAGUUUCAUCUUGGAAGGAGUUGGCACAGAUCUUUGUGGCAAGGUUCAUAACGAACAGUAGAGAUCCGGCAACUUUGCAUACUCUGUUUGCCUUGCACCUGAGGAAGGGAGAAUCUCUCAGAACCUACGUAUCUAGGUACUCAAAUACUUAUGCAGAUAUUGAAGAUUGUGAUGAGAAGACUGCUGUGACCACCUUUCGAUUGGGGCUGCCACAGGAUCAUAAAUUAUGGGAGAGAUUGACUAUGGCACCACCAAGGAAUAUGAGUGUAUUACAAGAUAGGAUAAAGCAGUAUGUCAAGCUUGAGGAAGAUAAGCAGGAGGGUCAUCAAUUAGCCUACCCUCAGGAAGGAGUCCAGAGAAAUGAUAACAUAAAACCUGACAAAAACGGACGAGAAAAUGAGUCAUCCAAGGCUGCAAAGCCUGAUUCAUAUGAAGUUGGCAAAAAUGUUCAUGGAACUUGGAAUAUCUCCAGGGAAUUCUAA